Trichophyton benhamiae CBS 112371 is the source of this 288-nucleotide messenger RNA. RefSeq lists its product as uncharacterized. Lineage: Eukaryota; Fungi; Ascomycota; Eurotiomycetes; Onygenales; Arthrodermataceae. Gene Ontology annotation, molecular function: nucleoside diphosphate kinase activity. The coding region runs from base 1 to 288 and encodes 95 amino acids. The transcript is spliced from 3 exons. The record is from RefSeq and is a predicted model, not a curated record.
AUGAAGCUCGUCACUCCCUCCAAGGAGCACCUCGAGACCCACUAUGCUGAUCUCUCCAGCAAGCCAUUCUUCAACGGACUCGUCUCCUUCCUCCUCGGUGCCACCAACCCUGCUGACUCUGCCCCCGGCACCAUCCGUGGUGACUACGCCAUUGACGUCGGCCGCAACGUCUGCCACGGCUCCGACAGCGUCGAGAACGCCAAGAAGGAGAUUGCUCUCUGGUUCAAAGAGGGAGAGGUCCUCAGCUACAAGCAGAGCCAGUUCGACUGGAUCUAUGAGAAGGCAUAG